GCCGGCCACUUUCCCCACCGCGCACACUGGAGUCAAGCCUCGUCGCCUCGACCCCGCUGACCCGUGGUCUUCUCCGCCAUGGCGGAUGCGACGAAGCCUCUCCACCCGGUCCUGCAGGCGGUUGACGACGGCAACCUCCGCCUCCUCAAAGAGACGGCGGGCGUCGUGGCGGACGACGGCAUCUGGUCGCGCGCGCUGGUUCUGGCGGCCAUGAAUGGGCGGCUGGACGUCUGCCGGUGCCUCGUCGAGGACCUCCGCGUCGAUGUCAACCAGCGCACCUUCACAGGUGAUACAGCUCUGGCCAUUUCUGCAGCUUAUGGGACAGCUGCUAUCACAAAAUAUCUUCUAGAUCGCGGCGCUGAUCCAACUUUAGUUGGUGCCCUGUGGCCACCUCUUCAUGGUGCUGCAAUGAGUGGAGAAUGUGAAAUACUAGAACUGCUGCUUUCAGCUGGAAUUGAUGUGGAUUGUUUCGAUUCUGUGUACGGGACCCCAUUGCAUGCUGCCGCUGCUGUUGGUGAAGAUGGCGCGGUGAAUAUUUUGUUGGAGCAUCAUGCAGAUCCUGAUAAGAUUCUCAACCUUCAUAGCACCCCGCUAAAUCUGUCCAUACUUUCCAAAUCGCUGGAAUGUGUGAAGCUACUCAUUAAGGCUGGUGCUGAUGUGAAUAAAAUUGACCAUAAUGGUUAUACUUACCUGAUGGUAGCAGCGGACAUUUGCUUACCUGGUAUCAUGAAGUGCUUACUAGAUGCUGGUGCUAACCCCGAUAUUCCUGAUCCAUUUGGUACAACUGCAAUUGAAAUUGCUGCCCUCCGAGGCAGAAGGGAUAUGGUUGAGAUGUUAUUUCCUUUAGCUUCUACUAUUUCAACGUUGCCGGAUUGGAGUGUUGAUGGAAUUAUUUGUCAUGUGAAAUCAUGUGGUUUGCCGAAGGAUAUACAUCUAUGUGAAAAGAAAAGAGCUGAACUGAAAUUGCAAGCUACAGAGGCUUUUAAGAGAAAGGAACAUAUGAUAGCGGUAGAGCUAUGUACUUGUGCAAUGAAUUUUGAGCCAAGUGCAGAAGAUCUUGCAAUCCUCCUAGCAAAUAGGAGUUUAUGUCUGCUGCACUCGGGAAGAGGAAAAGACGCGCUCUCUGAUGCUACUAGGUGCACAAUGUUGCGACCUCUCUGGCCCAAAGGUUACUAUCGACUAGGGGCAGCCUUAAUGUUUCUAGAGGACUAUGAAGAAGCGUCUCGGGCUUUUGCGGAUGGCUUGGAACUGGAUCCUGCAAAUGCUCUAAGGAAAGAGGAAAAGCUGGAAAAUGCCACGCAGAUGGGCUGGAAUCGUGUGUGCACCCAACUGCUGCUGCACGUGCUUGCGUACCCCGUCCCCCCACCACUGCCGCGUACGACAACGGCUUCCUGUGCCUUCCAUGUUCCUGCCCCCCACCAUGACGAGUGUGCCAAAAAGCACAUCCAAAUAACCCUAUCCAGUGCGCUCCCAUGCUUGAGUAGGGCUGCAUUAAACUGUGGAGGAGUGGUUUCGUUCUCGAAGGUUCACGUGGUCAAGCUACCAAAAAAAACUCAUUUACACACUUUUCCAACAAAAAACAUGACAAUAUUUCUAUAUAUCGAGAAAUCUAACCACUAGUCGACUGGUGGUUAGCGACAGGCACGUACGAUCGCUCUCGUCUGUUUUUUUCAUUCGAUUGUUGUUUACGAUCGCUCCCGCUCCCGCCCGCUCCUGAUCCCGAAUCCGAGGGCAGGAGGAGUCGAACCUGGGAUCUAACAGACCAGGCAGUAUUAGAAAUCUACCAGCAACCACCUAAACAAACUUUAUGUUGUGAUUUGAUUCAUGUUAGAUAUUUUUCAUACCUUCA
Molecule: messenger RNA, 1849 nt
Organism: Triticum aestivum (bread wheat)
Lineage: Eukaryota; Viridiplantae; Streptophyta; Magnoliopsida; Poales; Poaceae
Product: serine/threonine-protein phosphatase 6 regulatory ankyrin repeat subunit B
Exons: 11
Coding region: 79-1620 (513 amino acids)
Molecular function (GO): protein binding
Source: RefSeq, a predicted model, not a curated record